AUGGACACGAACACUGAACCAGUCAACCCCCACACCAAACAACCCGAGACGAUAACAAGAUCGAUCACCAAACCGAGGAAGCUGAUCAUCUCGAAUGUUCUUCGCCGGGUGUUUAUCGACCCGGUCACUCUUGCCGAGGUGGUCGAAUUCAUCGAGAGCUUGAAUCAAUCUAUCAUCGAUCUUCCCCUCGAUCGUCUCCUCCCACUUUCAGAGAAUAUCGACAAGUUACUUGACAUUCUCGACAAUAUUAAUAAUAUCGCUCUCGUUCAUCCACCGGUUGAUAACAAACCAUCAAGAUCGGGAAACCCUGCGUUUCGAGAAUUUCAUGACCAACUGAAUCAGGGAUCGGAAGCUCUACAAAGUUUACUUGAUAUACCGGAAGACAAACGCGUAGAACGAUCGACUUAUCUUACUGUGUCAGAGGAGAAUCAAUCGCGAAUUGAUUAUGGAAGUGAAGUGGAAUUGAACUUCCUUUGUGGGCUACUUUGUCCAUAUAAAUUAAAAGGGUUUGGGUCUGACUAUUAUCCGACUGUGGUGUUGGAAGUGUUCUGCAAAUACAUUGAGCUGAUGCGCUAUUUGCAAUCGACAUAUUGGCUGGAGUCAGCGGGUUCGCAUGGAGUUUGGGGUCUGGAUGAUUAUCAUUUUUUAUGUGGGACCGGUCAGUUAAGGAACCACAAGUAUCUCAAGCCGAAAUCGAUCCGUGACCCGGAUGCAUCAGAAGGCUUUAGUCAUCAAUUUCAGAUCACGACUGCAAGUUUACGAUGGAAUUCUCCGAUGUUAGACGACAUUUCUGAAGUGAAGACUUGGGACAAAGUCAUUUCAGGGUUGAUCAGAAUGUACAAAGCAGAGGUCCUUACGAAACUGCCCGUAGCCCAACACUUUCUAUUCGGCACCCUGCUUCCUUUCCCAGAUACUGAUAUUCAGAAGGUCGAAAGUUUUCGCAACAGACGAUCGACAAAGGAUAGGAAUAAGCAACAAAUAACGGAAUCGAACCGCUGCUAUAUUAGGCCCUUCAGAAGAGUCAAGCUACUCAGCACUCCCUGGAUGGUGGUCCCAAUCUUGAUGCUCAUCUGUUUGAAUACGGUACAAUCGAAUACGCUCAUCGAAUCGUUUGGGGUGCCAAGGAAUCAGAAGGAAGAAUUUCAGAUAGAUCGGUUCCUACUAAUAAAACAUUCCGAUUCCAAUGAAGGGUCGAAAAACAGCUGGGAAGAUGAGGGACAAAGUGAUUGGGAGGGACGGAUUAGAGGAAUCAUCAAGGAAUCUGGCGAUAGACUUGAAGAUGGCCAACGGGGAAGAACUUCAACCGAGGAAGAACCAAGCACUGAGUCAACCGAGACGGUCUCCAUCAAGCCAAACAGAUCAUCCCGGCUCCGGCUGAAAUUAAGCAGAACAACGGAUCCCCAGAAGUUUUCAUAUCUGUUUCUGAUUGUACCCAUGGACGAACGACUCCGUCGGUCGACUGGCCAAGCGAAAGAGAAACUCUUUGACCCGUUUUCCAAUUCGAUCGACCAUUCAGCCAACGCUCUGCGACGCUUCUUUGGAGCACCACCCCUAGAGGAACAGCGAUUCUCAGUCCGGUUCAGUUGGGACGCAAGUGACCAUGUCGACCUCCAUCUGGACCUCGAUCAUUCUCCCUCAGACCUCAUAACCAUUUCUUCUUCUAACCCUGCUUUUUUCAACUUGACUAUCACCCCUAAUUUUGAUAAAUUUUCCGAUUCCCACUCGACCCAAACAGAUAGUUUUGUCGAUCUCAUAGUGAUUAUUGAACCGUUACUGCUCAACCUCCUCCCAAUUGGUUGUUUAUGCUGCGGACCUACCUACUAA
Molecule: messenger RNA, 1824 nt
Organism: Puccinia graminis f. sp. tritici CRL 75-36-700-3
Lineage: Eukaryota; Fungi; Basidiomycota; Pucciniomycetes; Pucciniales; Pucciniaceae
Exons: 11
Coding region: 1-1824 (607 amino acids)
Biological process (GO): mitotic spindle organization
Cellular component (GO): cytoplasm; protein phosphatase type 2A complex; nucleus
Molecular function (GO): peptidyl-prolyl cis-trans isomerase activity; protein tyrosine phosphatase activator activity
Source: RefSeq, a predicted model, not a curated record